AUGCAAGAAUUGUGGGCAUUAUUACAUUUUAUUAUGCCUACAUUGUUUGAUUCACAUGAUGAAUUCGCUAAUUGGUUUUUACGUGAUACUGAGUCUCAAGCCAGUGUUACAGCUAGAACUGGCUGUGGGGGAGCAGCGGGAGGAGGAAGUAUCAUUAGUAGCAGUGGAACUGGAUCUUUAAUAACUUCAAAAUUGAGUGAAAAUCAAUUAUCACGUUUACAUUUAAUUUUAAAAUCAUUCAUGUUACGUAGGAUAAAAACUGAAGUUGAACAUGAAAUAUCUACUAAGACUGAGAUUAUGUUAUAUUGUCCACUAAGUCAUUGA
Molecule: messenger RNA, 324 nt
Organism: Schistosoma curassoni
Lineage: Eukaryota; Metazoa; Platyhelminthes; Trematoda; Strigeidida; Schistosomatidae
Source: the annotation of a GenBank genome assembly